Nerophis lumbriciformis (worm pipefish) is the source of this 1471-nucleotide messenger RNA. The record is from RefSeq and is a predicted model, not a curated record. Lineage: Eukaryota; Metazoa; Chordata; Actinopteri; Syngnathiformes; Syngnathidae.
GGAACAGCGAGCUAAAUCUUGUUUGGUAAACUUCGUUGCUCCAAUUUCUUCCUAAAAUUAAAUAACAAAAAAAAAACCAAAACAUUUAUUUGAUUGAAGUCAACUUCUUUACUACGAGCUUAUUAUAUCCUGGAAGGAUUCAAAACGACAUCGUGAACUGCAAGCGUCAAUAGUGGAAGAAGAAAGUGCUUCUAUGACAAGUCUUGUCGAAAGAGCUUUUCACUCGCCCAGCUGCCACCAUGAGCUCUGUACUGUCUUCUGUACAGACUCUCACGCAGAUGUUCCAUGAGAAAAAAGAUGAAUUUCUUUGUGAAAUUGAUGAUGUCCACAUGGUUUGGCUUGAGGAGAUCCAGCAAGAGGCCAACCGCAUGUUCUCAAGACCAAAGAGCGUCAAAAGCUGGAGGCACUUAAAAAGAAGCAGGAACAAGAAGAGGAACGAAUGAGGAAAAUGGAAGAGGAGAAGAAAAAGAAACAAGAAGAAUUCAAAAGGAAGAGGGAUGAGAGGCUAAGAAAGGUGCUUGAGGCCAAAAUAAAAGAAGAACAGAGAGAAGAGGAAAAGAAAAAGAGGGUUGAACAAAAAAUGGCCAAUAUUGAUGGGAAAAAUGAUAAGCGUCAGGCUGAGGAGAGGGCCAAAAAGAGAAUUGCCAUCAAACGCCAGGAGGAGCUUGAGCAGAAACGCAAGCUGGAAGAAGAAAGUAAAAAGAAGAAGAUUCAGCAAGCGAAGGAGGAGAAGCGCCAAGAAGAGUUUCUGGUUAAGAAGGCCAAAGAGGAAGAAAUAAAAGCUAAAAAGCUGGCUGAAGCUCGCAGAGCGUUGGAGCUGAAAAGGGAGCAGGAGCGUGAAAAGGAGCUGGAAAGAGAACGCCAAGCUGCUGCUGAAAGGGAGCAAGCGGAAAAAGAGAAGGGCUAUUGUCCAGAAUCUUUUGCACGUUCUGUAAUGACCACACCUGCAGGAAAAGGCUGUGGACUCAAUGUCACUGUAGAUGUGGAGAAAUCCCCACAUUGGACGUACUUGAUCACUCCAGAGGGUGGCAAGAACGCGAAGACUGUGUCCAAAAAUUCAGAAGACUACGGCAUGGACCAAAACAGCGAUGAUUCUACUGAUGACGAGUCCGCUCCAAAAAAGCAAAUUCCGUCUUGGGCAGAAGGUCACAAUCUACAAAAGAUAAUUAUGAAACAGUACUUCAAUCCUCCUGACUUGGACUCUUUCUUUGGCUCGAUCGAGGCACCAAAUCUGGAGAACAUCUUUUACAAGAGCAAACCUCGCUACUUUAAACGCACCAGCUCUGCUGUGUGGCACUCACCUCCUGUUGGGAAGAAGUAACAGGUGCACUGAUUAUAGUGAGGCCUCGCUGUACAAAUCUUUUAUGUUUUAAGUUGGCUUCUCUAAAAAUGUAUGUUUGGGAUGUUUUUAGAGUAUUACAGUAAAUGUUCGUUUUGCAUGUUUGUAGAUGGGAAAUGUUUUUAGCAUCUU